This is a messenger RNA of Dryobates pubescens (Downy woodpecker), 1790 nucleotides long. It is a transcript of the gene EIF6, whose product is annotated as eukaryotic translation initiation factor 6. Gene Ontology annotation, biological process: cytosolic ribosome assembly; maturation of 5.8S rRNA; assembly of large subunit precursor of preribosome. The record is from RefSeq and is a predicted model, not a curated record. Bases 32 to 769 code for a protein of 245 amino acids. The transcript has 6 exons. Gene Ontology annotation, cellular component: nucleolus; cytosol; preribosome, large subunit precursor. Lineage: Eukaryota; Metazoa; Chordata; Aves; Piciformes; Picidae. Gene Ontology annotation, molecular function: ribosomal large subunit binding.
CCCGUGCUCGGCCCCCGCGUCCGGCCCGGCCAUGGCUGUCCGCGCCAGCUUCGAGAACAACAACGAGCUGGGCUGCUUCGCCAAGCUGACCAACGCCUACUGCCUGGUGGCCAUCGGCGGCUCCGAGAACUUCUACAGCGUCUUCGAGGGUGAGCUCUUCGGGACCAUCCCGGUGGUGCACGCCUCCAUCGCCGGCUGCCGCAUCAUCGGCAGAAUGUGUGUGGGGAACAGGCACGGCCUGCUGGUGCCCAGCAGCACCACAGACCAGGAGCUGCAGCACAUCCGCAACAGCCUCCCCGACUCGGUGCGGAUCCAGCGGGUGGAGGAGCGGCUCUCGGCCCUGGGCAACGUCACCGCCUGCAACGACUACGUCGCGCUGGUGCACCCCGACCUGGACAGGGAGACAGAAGAGAUCUUGGCAGAUGUGCUGAAGGUGGAGGUUUUCAGACAAACAGUGGCAGACCAGGUGCUGGUGGGAAGUUACUGUGUUUUCAGCAACCAGGGAGGAAUUGUGCACCCCAAGACUUCCAUUGAUGACCAGGAUGAGCUGUCCUCGCUGCUCCAGGUCCCACUUGUGGCCGGGACGGUGAACCGCGGCAGCGAGGUGGUGGCGGCAGGGAUGGUGGUGAACGACUGGAGCGCCUUCUGCGGCCUGGACACCACCAGCACCGAGCUGUCCCUCAUCGAGAGCAUCUUCCGCCUCAACGAGGCCCAGCCCAGCGCCAUCGCCACACACAUGAGGGACUCCCUGAUCGACAGCCUGACCUGAGCAGUGCUGCUUCCUGCUUUCCACGAGGAGUGGAGUUUCAGCUGCACUUUGGACUACAGACAUCAAAAUCUCCUGAUGCUGCUUCUGCAGCCCCAGGCCUGAGGAAGAGGCUCCAGACCCAGACCCAACUUCCUGUAGUGUUCUGCAAACUGUUCCUACAAACCCUGGCAAAUAAUACCCCUUAGUUACCAAUAAGGAAUGCUCUCCCUCUCUCUCCUUCCCUCUGACACUUCCUGGCUCUGCACUUCAAAGGCUUUCUCCCAUUUGCUGAUGCUGACUCAGCCCCUCAGCCUGCUCACAAUAUUUAUUCUGGGGGCUCUUGGAAAUUGUUUACUGGAGAGGACUUUGCCUUAAAUCAUGUCUGAGUGCUGUGCUCCAGCACACACACACACACAGAGCACUGCCCUUGCUCUCCACCCUCCUGCUGAGGGGCCUUGUUCCUGCUGGAGGCAGGCAGGAGCCCCUUGCACCUGCAGCACCAAAACUUAAGGGUAGUUUUAUUUGCCACAAAGCAAUUCAGAAGCCAGCAGCUGCUCUCCUGGCUUGCAGCUCUUCCCUCAGGGUGAGUCUGAAGUGCUGAGCUCUUGAUUCCAGCUGGGGCAAAUCAAAGUCAGGCCAGGGGCUUUUUACAGCUGCAGUGUUGUGCUCCUGCCUCUGGCACAGAGGCCUGCAGUGCCUCCUGGCCUGUGUCCUGCUCCUGAGGUACCUGCAGGGCAGAGCUCAGAAGAGCAGCAUGCUGGUGCCAGGGGCUGAAGUGUGUUCCACAGAAGCUGGCCACCCAUGCUGGGACACUUAGCAAACCAGGAGAGAUUCAAACCACUUCAUCCUGAGUUACCCCAGAAGCCAAGGCCAAGGGACAGGGUUCUGACCAGGGGGGUGGAGAUGUGCAGGCUGCCAGGUGAGAGCUCUGCCCUUGGCAGGGAGUGAUGGUGACUCAGAGGAGCUGUGGGUGCUGCUUCCAGGCAGGAGGGCAUUUGCUCACUCAGCCCUCACUUCAGUUGCUUUGCUGCUGGCCUGUUCC